Messenger RNA from Peromyscus leucopus (white-footed mouse), 5118 nucleotides. Its product is annotated as zinc finger protein 850-like. Bases 1 to 5118 code for a protein of 1705 amino acids. The transcript is spliced from 5 exons. Gene Ontology annotation, molecular function: RNA polymerase II cis-regulatory region sequence-specific DNA binding; DNA-binding transcription factor activity, RNA polymerase II-specific. NCBI's taxonomy places the organism in Eukaryota, Metazoa, Chordata, Mammalia, Rodentia, Cricetidae. The record is from RefSeq and is a predicted model, not a curated record. Gene Ontology annotation, biological process: regulation of transcription by RNA polymerase II.
AUGAAAUAUGAUGUGCGUGUCAAUUUCACUGAAGAGGAGUGGGCAUUCCUGGAUCCUUCACAGGAAUAUCUCAUCGAAGAUGAUAUGCUGGAGACAUAUUUGAACCUCACUGGUCUAGGAUACACUUGGGAAGAUCUUGAAUUUGAAGAAAAUUGUCAAAGUUUUCAAAGUCAUGAAAGGACUGAAAUAGCACACACUGGAGAGAAACCCUAUGAUUGUAAGGAAUAUGGUAAAGUUGAAAACAGUGUUCUUCAAAGUGACAAAAGAACACAUACUGGAGAGAAACCCUAUGAUUGUAAAGAAUAUGGUAAAGCUUUUGAUCAAAACAGUGUCCUUCAAAGUCAUGAAAGAACACAUACUGGAGAGAAACUCUAUGAAAGGAAAGAAUAUAGUGAAGCUUUUGAUCAAAACAGUGUUCUUCAAAGUGAUGAAAGAAGACAUACUGGUGAGAAACCCUAUGAAUGGAAGGAAUAUGGUAAUGCCUUUGAUCAAAACAGUGUUCUUCAAAGUGAUGAAAGAACACAUAAUGGAGAGAAACCCUAUGAAUGGAAGGAAUAUGGUGAAGCUUUUGAUCAAAAUAGUGUUCUUCAAAGUGAUGAAAUAACACAUACUGGUGAGAAACCCUAUGAAUGGAAGAAAUAUGGUAAUGCCUUUGAUCAAAACAGUGUUCUUCAAAGUGAUGAAAGAACACAUAAUGGAGAGAAACCCUAUGAAUGGAAGGAAUAUGGUGAAGCCUUUGACCAAAACAGUGUUCUUCAAAGUGAUGAAAGAACACAUACUGGAGAGAAAUCCUAUGAAUAUAAGGAAUAUGGUGAAGCUUUUUAUCAAAACAAUGUUCUACAAAGUGAUGAAAGAACACAUACUGGAGAGAAACCCUAUGAAUAUACGGAAUAUGGUGAAGCUUUUGAUCAAAAUAGUGUUCUUCAAAGUCAUGAAAGAACACAUACUGGAGAGAAACCGUAUGAAUAUAAAGAAUAUGGUGAAACUUUUUAUCAAAUCAGUGUUCUUCAAAGUGAUGAAAGAACACACAGUGGAGAGAAACCCUAUGAAUGGAAGGAAUAUGGUGAAGCCUUUGAUGAAAACAGUGUUCUUCAAAGUGAUGAAAGAACAUAUACUGGAGAGAAACCCUAUGACUGGACGGAAUAUGGUGAAGCCUUUGAUCAAAACAGUGUUCUCCAAAGUGAUGAAAGAACACAUGCUGGAGAGAAACCCUAUGAAUAUAAGGAAUAUGGUGAAGCCUUUGAUCAAAACAGUGUUCUUCAAAGUGAUGAAAGAACAUAUACUGGAGAGAAACCCUAUGAAUAUAAGGAAUAUGGUGAAGCUUUUGAUCAAAACAGUGUUCUUCAAAGUCAUGAAAGAACACAUACUGGAGAAAAACCCUAUGAUUGUAAGGAAUAUGGUGAAGCUUUUGAUCAAAUUAUUGUUCUUCAAAGUGAUGAAAGAACACAUACUGGAGAGAAACCCUAUGAUUGUAAGGAAUAUGGUGAAGCUUUUUAUCAAAUCAUUGUUCUUCAAAGUGAUGAAAGAACACAUACUGGAGAGAAACCCUAUGAAUGUAAGGAAUAUGGUGAAGCUUUUCAUCAAAUCAGUGUUCUUCAAAGUCAUGAAAGAACACAUACUGGAGAUAAACCCUAUGAUUGUCAGGAAUAUGGUGAAGCUUUUGAUCAAAUCAUUGUUCUUGAAAGUGAUGAAAGAACACAUACUGGAGAGAAACCCUAUGAAUGGAAGGAAUAUGGUGAAGCUUUUUAUCAAAACAGUGUGCUUCAAAGUGACAAAAGAACACAUACUGGAGAGAAACCCUAUGAUUGUAAGGAAUAUGGUAAAGCUUUUGAGCAAAUUAGUGUUCUUCAAAGUGAUGAAAUAACACAUACUGAUGAGAAACCCUAUGAAUGUAAAGAAUAUGAAGCUUUUGAUCAAAACAGUGUUCUUCAAAGUGAUGAAAGAACAUAUACUGGAGAGAAACCCUAUGAAUGUAAGGAAUAUGGUGAAGCUUUUGACCAAAACAGUGUUCUUCAAAGUGAUGAAAGAACACAUACUGGAGAGAAACCCUAUGAAUAUAAGGAAUAUGGUGAAGCCUUUGAUCAAAACAGUGUUCUUCAAAGUGAUGAAAGAACACAUACUGGAGAGAAACCCUAUGAUUGUAAGGAAUAUGGUGAAGCUUUUGAUCAAAACAGUGUUCUUCAAAGUCAUGAAAGAACAUAUACUCGAGAGAAACCCUAUGAUUGUAAGGAAUAUGGUGAAACUUUUGAUCAAAUUAUUGUUCUUCAAAGUGAUGAAAGAACACAUGCUGGAGAGAAACCCUGUGAAUAUAAGGAAUAUGGUGAAGCCUUUGAUCAAAACAGUGUUCUUCAAAGUGAUGAAAGAACACAUACUGGAGAGAAACCCUAUGAAUAUAAGGAAUAUGGUGAAGCUUUUGAUCAAAACAGUGUUCUUCAAAGUCAUGAAAGAACAUAUACUGGAGAGAAACCCUAUGAAUAUAAGGAAUAUGGUGAAGCUUUUGAUCAAAACAGUGUUCUUCAAAGUGAUGAAAGAACACAUACUGGAGAGAAACCCUAUGAAAGGAAGGAAUAUGGUGAAGCUUUUUAUCAAAUCAUUGUUCUUCAAAGUGACAAAAGAACACAUACUGGAGAGAAACCCUAUGAUUGUAAGGAAUAUGGUAAAGCUUUUGAGCAAAUUAGUGUUCUUCAAAGUGAUGAAAUAGGACAUACUGAUGAGAAACCCUAUGAAUGUAAAAAAUAUGGUGAAGCUUUUGAUCAAAACAGUGUUCUACAAAGUGAUGAAAGAACAUAUACUGGAGAGAAACCCUAUGAAUGUAAGGAAUAUGAUGAAGCUUUUGACGAAAACAGUGUUCUUCAAAGUGAUGAAAGAACACAUACUGGAGAGAAACCCUAUGAAUGUAAGGAAUAUGGUGAAGCCUUUGAUGAAAACAGUGUUCUUCAAAGUGAUGAAAGAACACAUACUGGAGAGAAACCCUAUGAAUGUAAGGAAUAUGGUGAAGCCUUUGAUCAAAACAGUGUUCUUCAAAGUGAUGAAAGAACACAUACUGGAGAGAAACCCUAUGAAUAUAAGGAAUAUGGUGAAGCUUUUUAUCAAAACAGUGUUCUUCAAAGUGAUGAAAGAACACAUUCUGGAGAAAAACCCUAUGAAUGGAAGGAAUAUGAUGAAGCCUUUGAUCAAAAUAGUGUUUUUCAAAGUCAUGAAAGAACACAUACUGGAGAGAAACCCUAUGAAUGGAAGGAAUAUGGUGAAGCUUUUGAUCAAAAUAGUGUGCUUCAAAGUAAUGAAAGAACACAUACUGGAGAGAAACCCUAUGAUUGUAAGGAAUAUGGUGAAGCUUUUGAUCAAAACAGUGUUCUUCAAAGUCAUGAAAGAACACAUACUGGAGAGAAACCCUAUGAAAGGAAAGAAUAUAGUGAAGCUUUUGAUCAAAACAGUGUUCUUCAAAGUGAUGAAAGAACACAUACUGGAGAGAAACCCUAUGAAUGUAAGGAAUAUGGUGAAGCUUUUGGUCAAAACAGUGUUUUUCAGCAUGAUGAAAGAACACAUACUGGAGAGAAACCAUAUGCAUGUAACCAAUGUAGUAAGGCCUUUGUACGUCGCAGUCAUCUUCAAAGGCAUAAAAGUACACAUACUAGAGAGAAACCUUUUCAAUGUAAGGAAUGUGGUAAAACCUUUGCUCAAAACAGUGUUCUUCAAAGUCAUGAAAGAACACAUAGAGGAGAGAAACCCUAUGAAUGUAAUCAAUGUAGUAAAGCCUUUGUACGUCAUAGUCAUCUUCAAAGGCAUAAAAGAACACAUACUAGUGAGAAACCUUUUCAAUGUAAGGAUUGUGGUAAAACCUUUGCUCGCAACAGUGUUCUUCAAAGUCAUGAAAGAACACAUACUGGACAGAAACCAUAUGAAUGUAAUCAAUGUAGUAAAGCCUUCAUACGUCAUAGUCAUCUUCAAAGGCAUAAAAGAACACAUACUAAAGAGAAACCCUUUGAAUGUAAGGAAUGUGGUAAAGCCUUUGCUCAAAAGACUGUUCUUCAAAGUCAUGAAAGAACACAUACUGGAGAGAAACCCUAUGAAUGUAAUCAAUGUAAUAAAGCCUUUGCACAUCACAGUCAUCUUCAAAGGCACAAAAGAACACAUACUGGAGAGAAACCCUAUGAAUGUAGCCAAUGUGGUAAAACGUUUUCUCAAAACAGUGUUCUUCAAAGUCAUGAAAGAACACAUACUGGAGAGAAAUCAUAUGAAUGUAACCUAUGUAAUAAAGCCUUUGUAUGUCACAGUCAUCUUCAAAGACAUACAAAAACACAUACUGGAGAGAAACCCUAUGAAUGUAGUCAGUGUGGCAAAGCCUUUGCUCAAAACAGUGUUCUUCAAAGCCAUGAAAGAAUACAUACUGGAGAAAAACCUUAUGAAUGUAAUCAGUGUGGCAAAGCCUUUGCUGAAAACAGUAUUCUUCAAAGUCAUGAAAGAACACACACUGGAGAGAAACCAUAUGCAUGUAACCAAUGUAGUAAAACCUUUUUUCGUCUCAAUCAUCUUCGAAGGCAUAAAAGGACACAUACUGGAGAAAAACCGUAUGAAUGUAGCCAAUGUGGUAAAGCCUUUGCUCGAAGCAGUAUUCUUCAAAGUCAUGAAAGAACACAUACUGGAGAGAAACCCUAUGAAUGUAAUCAAUGUAUUAAAGCCUUUACACAUCAUAGUCAUCUUCAAAGGCAUGAAAAAACACAUACUGGAGAUAAACCCUUUGAAUGUUACCAAUGUGGUAAAGCCUUUGCUCAAAACAGUGUUCUUCAAAGUCAUGAAAGAACACAUACUGGAGAGAAACCCUUUGAAUGUAAUCAAUGUAGUAAAGCCUUUUUAAGUCAUAGUCAUCUUCAAAGGCAUACAAGAACACAUACUGGAGAGAAACCUUAUGAAUGUAACCAGUGUGGUAAAGCCUUUUCUCAAAACAGUGUUCUUCAAAGUCAUGAAAGAACACAUACUGGAGAGAAACCCUAUGAAUGUAAUCAAUGUAGUAAAGCCUUUGUACGUCAUAGUCAUCUUCAAAGACAUGAAAGAACACAUGCUGGAGAGAAACCGUUUGAAUGUAACCAAUGUGGCAAAGCCCUUUGCACAUCACAAUAA